AUGAAUAGCCUAGAAUGGAAGGAAUUAGGUAUCACAUCCUAUAACGAUAUAACUGCAACACAAAUGCAAGAUAUUUACCAACGAAUUCGUCUAGAGCAAUUAGAACAAGAUAUUGAAGAAGAAAUACAAGAAAAUUUAGAAAAGGAAAGUGUGUUAGAGUUAGAAUUAAAGCAAAUUGAAUCUGAUGAAAACGCUGAGAGAGAGAAAAAUCAACCUAGUAAUGGCACUAAGGAAGCAGUUAAUGAUAAAAAAAGCAAUUCAGAGAGUGAAAACAUGGUUAGGGAACUAGAAUCUAUAAUUAAGGAAGAAGAACUUAAAAGAAAAGAGGCACAAGAGGCACAAGAGGUAGCAAGAAUCGCUGAAGCAAAGAAGAAAGCAGAAGAAGAGGCCGACAGAAUUGUUGAAGAGCAAAGGAAAGAAAGAGAAGAAGCGGAAAGAAUUGCUGAAGAGCAACGGAAAGAAAGAGAAGAAGCAGAAAGAAUUGCUGAAGAGCAACGGAAAGAAAGAGAAGAAGCAGAAAGGAUUGCUGAAGAGCAACGGAAAGAAAGAGAAGAAAUAGAAAGAAUUGCUGAAAAGCAAAAGAAAGAAAGAGAAGAAGCAGAAAGAAUUGCUGAGGAACAAAGAAAGCAAGAAGAAGCUGCAAGUAUUGCUGAUGAAAAGAGGAAAGCAGAAGAAGAAGCGGCCCAGAAGCAACUUGAAGAGGAAAUGUAUAAUGCUGAAGAGCAACAGAAAAAUGAAUCCCUAAAUAGCAUGGAAACACUAGAUACUGAGGAAAUGAACAAGUUAGCCGAGAUAGCAGCAAAUGCAGAAGCAGAUGCCAAAAGAGAAGCUGAAAUUGCUGCCGAAGCUGCACUAAAAGCCGAUAGCGAAGAUGCUAAAAAAGCAGCUUUGGAGGCUGAAAGAAUUGCUCUAGAGAAAGCUAGGAAAAUAGCUGAAGAAAGAUUAACGAGUCAACUCAAGUCUGCCAUGAAAUCGAAUGAUAUCGACCGAUUGAGAACUACUUUAAAAGAAUUUAAAAAGGCGAAGAUUGAAAAUAGCUCCGAAUUGAUACAAAAAGCUGAGUCUACGUUAAAAAUGUGGCUGCUUCGUAACGAGCUAAAUUUGGCGGUACAUGAAAGGCAGAUCCCUAAAUUGGAGACGGCGAUUGAAAAGUAUAAGAAAUCAACCUUUACUGCCGACUUGCAAACUGAAUAUAAUCAAGCCAAUGAUUUGUUAGGAAGAUUAAAAAGAUUGGAUAAGAUGAGACAUGAAAUUUUGAGUUUAAAACAGAGUACCGUUGCUGAAAUUCGUAGUUAUCAAAAACCGCAUGUCGAUAUCCAUAAUAUCAUGAUUGCUACCUAUAUCCUACUUGGUUACAAAGAGAAACGGUUGCAAGAUUGGAAAAAUUUGCAAGCGUUAAUCGGUAAAACUGGAAAAGAAGGCCUCAAAAGGCAAACAACUACAAUUGAUCCCGUUACCAUCUCUGAACAAAAUGCUGAUCGAGGAUAUCAGUUAUUAAAGCCUCUAGAUAUUGAGAAAGUUCGCGACUUAAGCUCCGGAGCUGCGACAUUUUACGUUUGGAGUAUGAAUAUGAUCGAAGAAGUCAAUAGUAUCCAUAGUGCGGGAAAAUAG
Molecule: messenger RNA, 1611 nt
Organism: Trichoplax adhaerens
Lineage: Eukaryota; Metazoa; Placozoa; Uniplacotomia; Trichoplacea; Trichoplacidae
Exons: 8
Coding region: 1-1611 (536 amino acids)
Source: RefSeq, a predicted model, not a curated record